AGGCACCUGUUUCAUAAGAGCAGCAUUCGGUGAGAGUUGUACAAGAAUUAGUUACAAUGUCGCUGGCUGGUGCCCCCUUGCGUCUUUUGAACAAGGCAAGAUGGAGUAUUUGUGCCGGUGGAUUGAGGGCGCAGAGCACUGUGGCACAGCAGAAAGAUCUCAAGGCACAGAAUGAGAAAAAAAGUGCAAAAUCCAGGGUGCAGUUUGAUUGGAGGGACGCCCUUUGUCUCAAUUCCCAGCUGACGGAAGAUGAGAUCAUGAUCCGGGACAGCUUCCAUGCCUACUGCCAGGAGAAACUGAUGCCACGAAUACUCCAAGCCAAUCGCCAGGAAGUAUUCAACCGGGAGAUUAUGUCAGAGAUGGGACAGCUUGGAGUCCUAGGUUCUACGAUUAAAGGUUACGGUUGUGCUGGUACAUCCUACGUUGCAUAUGGUUUGUUGGCGCGAGAGGUGGAGCGUGUGGACAGCAGUUAUCGAUCUGUAAUGAGCGUCCAGUCCUCCCUUGUCAUGCAUCCUAUCAAUGCCUAUGGGACGGAGGAACAGAAACAAAAAUACCUGCCCAGACUAGCGCGGGGAGAGCUAUUGGGCUGCUUUGGGCUUACAGAACCAAACCACGGCAGUGACCCGGCUGGAAUGGAAACCAGGGCUAGAUACAACCCAAGCAGCAAAACGUACACACUCAAUGGGUCCAAAACAUGGAUUACCAACUCCCCCAUUGCUGACCUGUGUGUGGUUUGGGCUACGUGUGAAGAUGGUAAAAUCCGGGGAUUCCUGAUAGAAAGAGGCACAAAGGGGUUAUCCACCCCUAAAAUAGAGGGCAAGUUUUCUCUGCGAGCAUCUGCGACAGGCAUGAUUCUGAUGGAGGAUGUGGAGAUACCUGAGGAAAACCUACUUCCCCAUGUAUCUGGGCUAUCAGGUCCAUUUGGCUGUUUGAAUAAUGCUCGUUAUGGAAUUUCUUGGGGGGCACUGGGUGCCGCUGAGUUUUGUUUUCAUACGGCGAGACAAUACACUUUGGACAGGAUCCAGUUUGGCGUGCCCCUUGCCCGGAACCAGCUGAUCCAGAAGAAAUUAGCAGAUAUGCUGACAGAAAUUACCAUUGGCCUACAAGCAUGUCUGCAACUGGGCCGACUCAAAGACCAGGACAAAGCCACUCCAGAGAUGAUCUCUAUAUUGAAGAGGAAUUCAUGUGGAAAGGCUCUGGAUAUUAGCCGACAGGCAAGGGACAUGCUUGGAGGCAAUGGGAUUUCUGAUGAAUACCAUAUCAUCAGACAUGUAAUGAACCUGGAGGCUGUCAACACAUAUGAAGGUACCCAUGACGUCCAUGCCUUAAUUAUUGGAAGAGCCAUCACAGGACUGCAGUCGUUUACGGUUGGAAAAUAAAUAUUGGCUUCCUCCCCUGUUCACGGAUAUAUCAUGAUUUUAAAGGAAACACUAUUAAAAUGGCAGUUUGUCUUACAUGAGAGUUGCUAUAAUAUCUCUUUGUCUGUAUACAAGCUUUCCAAAACAUUGAAAGAUACGCCUGUUUCAAACAGCUGUACAUUCUAAACUAAAUUAUUCUCCGUUCCGUGUCAGAAUUCAGCAAUGCGGGGAAGCAGUUUUACAUUUCACUUCUUGAGUGGAAGCACAUGUAAGAAAAGUGCAGUAUAAAAAUUGUUCCCCCCCCUAGCAUUUUGAAGCACAGAAAAUAAAAUAUGUAAAGUUCAUUUAAUCGACGGAAACAGUUAAACAUACAGUAAUAAAUGUAAGUAGGCAAUUUUGAAUUUACGGUAAAACCAUUUAUUUUUGUUAAAACACGAUUUAAUAGUUAAUGCAUAUCAUACUGUAAAAUGAAAAAUAAAUUGUGAAAGAUU
Molecule: messenger RNA, 1849 nt
Organism: Pelobates fuscus (common spadefoot toad)
Lineage: Eukaryota; Metazoa; Chordata; Amphibia; Anura; Pelobatidae
Gene: GCDH
Product: glutaryl-CoA dehydrogenase
Exons: 12
Coding region: 57-1379 (440 amino acids)
Biological process (GO): fatty-acyl-CoA biosynthetic process; fatty acid beta-oxidation using acyl-CoA dehydrogenase
Cellular component (GO): mitochondrial inner membrane
Molecular function (GO): fatty-acyl-CoA binding; flavin adenine dinucleotide binding; glutaryl-CoA dehydrogenase activity
Source: RefSeq, a predicted model, not a curated record